Molecule: messenger RNA, 1282 nt
Organism: Artibeus jamaicensis (Jamaican fruit-eating bat)
Lineage: Eukaryota; Metazoa; Chordata; Mammalia; Chiroptera; Phyllostomidae
Gene: PCLAF
Product: PCNA clamp associated factor
Exons: 4
Coding region: 108-440 (110 amino acids)
Biological process (GO): translesion synthesis; regulation of cell cycle
Cellular component (GO): nucleus
Molecular function (GO): chromatin binding
Source: RefSeq, a predicted model, not a curated record
AGAGACCAGUAUAAACCGUGGCGGGAGAUUCAUUUUCGGGGUUUUGUCCAGGGAAACACUCUCAGCUAGAAAACCAUUUGGUUGCUUUCAUCUCCUCGAGUUUGAGUAUGGUGCGGACUAAAGCAGACAGUGUCCCAGGCACCUACAGAAAAGUGGUGGCUUCUCGAGCCCCCAGGAAGGUGCUUGGUUCCUGCACCUCCGCUAAUUCCAGGUCCCCUUCAUCGAGGAAAGCUGAAAAUAAAUAUGCAGGAGGGAAUCCAGUUUGUGUGCGCCCAACUCCUAAAUGGCAAAAAGGAAUUGGAGAAUUCUUCAGCCUGUCCCCUAAAGAUUCUGAAAAAGAGAAUCGGAUUCCUGAAGAGGCAGGAAGCAGUGGCCUAGGAAAAGGAAAGAGAAAAGUACGUCCUUUGCCACCUGAUCAUACAGAUGAUGAAGAAGAAUAGAACUUUUUUAUUCAUCCUUGACUAAUGUCUUAUACUUACUCUGGUGUCCUAGGAUGUAAAUUUGCAUAAAUGUAUUUGUAUCAGUUAGCAUUGUUGAAUAGACAUUUAAUUUAAAAAUGAGGGUUACAUAUAGUUAUUAAAAAGCAAGUAGUUAUGAUAUUGGAAGAUUUAUGAGAUGAUUAUGGUUACUUAACCUUAGUAUUCAAUAUAAUGCAGUAUUUGGUUUCUUUUGCCUGUUAUUAAGCUUGUUCUUACUAAAAAUAAAUCAUUGUAUGUUUUGUACAACAAAUUUGCUGUAUUUAUGAUUUGCUUAUAUCUUUGUACAGCUGCCAUUUUUUAUUGGCCUUAGAUUUUUGGAAUGGUGCCAUAUUUUCCUUUUUAUUUGAUUUAAAAAGCAGGGUUAGAUUUCUGCACAUUAAAAAAAAUCAGUAUUAAUUAAACUACACCUAUAUUCUUUUUAAGAAUGGGGGCCAAAGAUGCAAUGUCAAAAAAACUUGAUGGCUAUGCGUCUUCUCCUUAGACAAAUGUAAAGGCCAUUUGGUCCUGAGGGUUUCAGACAGGAAGAUUUAAUAGACUAUGUUAAAAGAGAAGGACUUUCUUAGAAUGUGCAUUUGAUUUGGUAUAAUAGAAUAUUACCCUCUGGACAUCACUAAAACAUGAAAGGCAAAUAAUGACAUAAACCCAGAGCUAUGUCUAAAGUUCUUAAAGCUACCAUUAUAUUUUUCAAUGGGGUAUAAUUGAAGAGGUGGAUAUAAUAUUACUUAGUAACAGUAAUUCUUGCUUGCUUGCUCAUUACACUUUUUUGAUCACUGACAUCCGAUGUCAAAACUAACCAGGUUUUA